This is a messenger RNA of Physeter macrocephalus (sperm whale), 2928 nucleotides long. RefSeq names its product GPI transamidase component PIG-S-like. The transcript is spliced from 3 exons. Bases 32 to 352 code for a protein of 106 amino acids. Gene Ontology annotation, cellular component: GPI-anchor transamidase complex. The record is from RefSeq and is a predicted model, not a curated record. Gene Ontology annotation, biological process: attachment of GPI anchor to protein. Lineage: Eukaryota; Metazoa; Chordata; Mammalia; Artiodactyla; Physeteridae.
CCCUCGGCGGCAAGAGCGGUUGGAAGCGAGUAUGGCGGCCCCCGGGGCCGCAGCUACAGACCUAGAGGUGGCUCGAGGCAAGCGCGCCGCCCUCUUCUUCGCCGCGGUGGUCAUCGUGCUGGGGCUGCCGCUCUGGUGGAAGACCACGGAGACCUACCGGGCCCCAUUGCCUUACUCCCAGAUCAGUGGGCUGAAUUCCCUGCAGCUCCGGCUCAUGGUGCCGGUCACUGUCGUGUUUACCCAGGAAUCAGUGCCCUUGGACGACCAGGAAAAGCUGCCCUUCACCGUUGUGCAUGAGAGAGAGAUCCCUCUGAAGUGUGAGUUCCUGAUCAGGGCUGCCUUUCUGGUCUGAGUUCAGUCCGCAGAUAGGUUGGAUAGGAGGAGCAUGGGUAUCCCGUAAAGGUGAUUACAAACUUAUUAAAAGGCCACUUUGAAUGAACAGUGUGUUUGCUAAGAAAAAAAGUAGCUUUAAAUUCAGUAUUCACCAUUAAAGGGGCAGUUUUAUUCAUAAAACAGUUGUGCUACCUGAUCAGGAGUAGGUGAUGCUCAUUACGGGACAGGGGAGGAUGUGGGAUGUACUGGAAUGAACAACAGGGUUUGGAAUCAAUUUGGACUUACAUACAGGCCUUAUUCAGUUUAACAUUAAAUACUUUACGGAGUGUUAAGCACGUAGGUAUCAGGAAUUUGGGGAUGAAUACGAAAUUGAUAUUGGUUUCAAGAAAUUCAUAGGUAGGGGAGAGAGACAAAGAAAUCACAGAAGUAUGUAAGGAACAGAGAUUGUACUUAAGAAAGAGACUAUAACCGUCUGGAGGAAAGAAAGGUAGAGAAGGUUUUGAGGGCUGUAAUUUUUAAGCCAGAUUUUUAAAGGAUGUGUAGGAAUUCAAGUUAAAUGAGGAGGAGAGGGAGGGAUAUCACUAGUUAGUAAUAAUGAUAGCUAAUAUUAGUUGUUCAUUAUAUGUCAGAAGCUUGGUGAAACACUUUACACGUGUUGCCUCAUUUAAUCCUAACAUUAUGAUCCCCAUUUUAAGUCUCUUGUCUCUUUUAUUAUAUACCAGCUCUCCCUACCCCAUCCCAAUAUACUUGUUUUCAUUGAUUUGUUGGAGAAACCAGGUCAUUUGUUUGAUAGAACAUCUCACAUUCUGGAUUUGGCAGAUUUCUUCCUCCUGGUUUCAUUUAACUUAUUUCUCUAGUAUCCAUAUUUCUUAUAAACUGGUAGUUAGAUCUAGAGGUUUACUUAAAAUCAGAUUUUUUUUUAAUUUUUUAAAAUUUAUUUAUUUAUUUAAUUUAUAAUUUGGCCGCGUUGGGUCUUCAUUGCUGCGCACAGUCUUUCUCUAGUUGCAGCGAGAGGGGGCUACUCUUUGUUGUGGUGCAAGGGCUUCUCAUUGCGGUGGCUUCUCUUUUUGCAGAGCAUGGGUUCUAGGUACGCAGGCUUCAGUAGUUGCAGCACGCGGGCUCAGUAGUUGCAGCGCGUUGGCUCAGUAGUUGUGGCUUGAGGGCUCUAGGGCGCAGGCUCAGUAGUUGUGGCGCACAGGCUUAGUUGCUCUGCAGCAUGUGGGAUCCUCCUGGACCAGGGCUCGAACCCACGUCCCCCGCAUUGGCAGGCGGAUUCUUAAGCACUGCACCACCAGGGAAGUCCUAAAUUUAUUUUUUGGCCUCACUUCCUGGCAUGCAGGAUCUUGGUUCCCCAACCAGGGAUCGAACCCGUGCCCCCUUCAGUGGAAGCACAGAGUCCCAACCACUGGACUGCCAGGGAAGUCCCCAGGUUCAGUUUUGUUUUUUUUUUAACAUCUUUAUUGGAGUAUAAUUGCUUUACAAUGUUGUGUUAGUUUCUGCUGUGUAACAAAGUGAAUCAGCUAUAUGUAUACAAAUAUCCCCAUAUCCCCUGCCUCUUGCAUCUCCCUCCCACCCUCCCUAUCCCACCCCUCUAGGUGGUCACAAAGCACCGAGCUGAUCUCCCUGUGCUAUGCAGCUGCUUCCCACUAGCUAUCUAUUUUACAUUUGGUACUGUAUAUAGGCACAUAUAUGCAAUGGAAUAUUACUCAGCUAUAAAAAGAAACGAAAUUGAGUUAUUUGUAGUGAGGUGGAUGGACCUAGAGUCUGUCAUACAGAGUGAUGUAAGUCAGAAAGAGAAAAACAAAUACUGGAUGCCAGCACAAAUAUAUGGAAUCUAAAAAAAAAAAAAAAGUCGUUCUGAAGAGCCUAGGGGCAGGGCAGGAAUAAAGACGCAGACGUAGAGAAUGGACUUGAGGACAUGGUGAGGGGGAAGGGUAAGCUGGGAUGAAGUGAGAGAGUGGCAUGGACAUAUAUACACUACCCAUGUUCAGUUUUUUAGGCAAGAAUACUUUACAGUUGGUGUGUUGUACUUCCUAUUGUGUUAUAUCAUGUAGUGGCCUGGUUGUUUCAUUUUGGGUGAUACAAAGAUGAUUAUUUAGUUCAGAUAUUGUCAGCUUGAUUUCUGUAUUUUAGUUCUCUGUCAACCUUUCACCCGAUGAUUUUAGCAUCUGUUGAUACUGGAAUUCAUUUCAUUAGGUUGCAACAUGGCAAUUUUUAAAUUCUGCCAUUUCUUCUGCAUUCUUCUGGAAUUCUGUAAAGAAGAACUUUCCUAAUAAAUUUUAGGUUCAGCUUGUCAGUUCCAGGUGGUGAAAAAAAUCCAUUUGGGAUUGCUGUACAUGUUUAGAUUAACUUGGAGAGAAUUGAUAUCCUGAGAAUAUUUAGUUUUUCCAUCUAGGAGCCUUGUAUGUGUUUCCAUUUUAUUCAGAUCUUCUUUUAUGUCAUUGAGUAAAGUCCUGUUUUUUUUUUUUUAACGUCUUUAUUGGAGUAUAAUUGCUUUACAAUGGUGUGUUAGUUUCUGCUUUACAACAAAGUGAAUCAGUUAUACAUAUACAUAUGUUCCCAUAUCUCUUCCCUCUUGCGUCUCCCUCCCUCCCA